UGUUGCUGCUGCUGCUGCGACGCCCCGCAGCGCCGAGCCUGAGGAGGCGGCUGAGGCUUCCCCGGUGCCCGCCGCCCGCCUCCCUGCCAGCGGCUCCUGCCUGCGCCGGCAAGGAUCAUUCAGCACCAAAGCACCAAACAGUGAAGCUCUACUCCACCCAGGCAAAGGGAGCAGGUGAUUUUUUUUAAAGGAACUGUCAACGAAUGAUCAUUUCUCGCUGUAAUGGCAGAGCAGCCUCCUCCAUUAGAAGCCACACCCGCUUUGAAUGAAGUGCCACUUCUACCUCAUAUGGUCAAUGGGGACAACACACAACAGGUUAUUCUUGUACAGGUAAAUCCAGGAGAGACUUUCACAAUUAGAACUGAAGAUGGACACAUUCAGUGUAUCCCAGGUCCAGCACAUGUUCCUAUGAUGUCAACAAAUGGUUCUGUGCCUCCAAUCUAUGUGCCUCCUGGUUAUGUAUCUCAGAUGGUGGAAGAAAAUGGAGUCCGGAAGGUUGUAGUUCUGCCACAUUCUACUGAAUACCACCCUCCCAUUCACCCUCCUCCUCCUCCUCCCCCACAUGUGACACAUUAUAUGCACCCUCAUCCUGCUAUGAUACCCCAUCCACCUCAUGCAGUGUAUCCUCCAGUUCCGGGAGGGGAAAUACCACCACAGUUCGUUCAUCAGCAUACACCACCGCAGCAUCUUUAUCAAGAACAGGAGACUCGUUCCCAUGGCAGAGCUAAUUUUCCUCCGCGAGAUGAAAGAACUCUCAAAAUGCAGGAGCAUUUGAAGAAACGGAUAAGAGACCGACAGACUAGUGGAAACACAAAUAAUAAACCGAACAGCCCUCCUUCCUCACCUCAGAAAGUUAACAGUUCGUCCAGCGCCGGCGUUCAGAAUGGACAUGGAAAGGGACAGCAAGGGUCAGGAGGGCAAGGCAAGCAGAGGCAAGCAGGGAAAGCCAGGGAAAGCCAAGCAGCCAAUUCAGGAAAGGGAGAAUCUGAUACAGAAUCUAGAAAAUCCCAAGAACCCUUAAGCAUCAGUAAGCCUACAGUCUCUGAAAUACAAGCUAGGUCAGCAGUCGUGGCUUGGGAUCCUCCUUUUGUGGUGCAAAAUGGCGAAACACAUCUCACCUCUACAAAGUUCAGAUACGAAGUGGCAAUCACAAAGGGUGGUAGAAAUGGAAAAUUUAAAUCAUUUUAUGUGGAAGAAGAGAGGACUUUUACUCUUAAUGAUCUCAGACCGGCAACCGAUUACCAUGUCAGAGUUAUAGCCUCAAGUAGUACCACAAAGGAAGCCGUUUCAGAGCUGGUGACUUUUACUACAGAUAGUUGUGAGCCAGACCCUCCAGCUGCACCGAAAGUAAUCAACAGAACCAAAAACAGCCUGAAUUUACAGUGGAAGACCUCCAAUGACAAUGGCUCCAAAAUAACUACCUACCUUUUAGAGUGGGAUGAGGGGAAGAACAACGCAUACAAGGAAUGCUACUACGGUCACCUGAAGCAGCACAAAAUUACCAAGCUGACCCCCUCCACAAAAUUUAGAUUCAGGUUGGCAGCCAGAAAUGACAUCGGGAUAAGUGAGUUCAGCGAAACAUUGGUAUGUUACACACUUGGAAUUGUCCCCCCACCACCUCUGCCUCCUAAGCUAAAAGAAGCAGGGGUAACUUGGUUAUCACUUGAAUGGAGUCCCCCGGCUGGAGUAUCCACAGAUGACUCUCUGACCUAUGUUUUAGAAAUGGAAGAAGAUGGUUCGAAUUAUGGUUUCCAAGCAGGGUACAACGGAGAUGAACUUUCUUGCACUUUAGAAGACCUUACAAGGAGCACUUCUUAUAAAUUCAGAGUGUUUGCUCACAACAGUGAAGGUAAAAGUGCCCCCAGUGAGGUAGUAGAAUUCAGCACAAUCCCCGACAAACCUGGACCUCCAAGUAAACCAGCUGUAAAGGGAAGGAUCCAUUCACAUAAUGUGAAAGUUACCUGGGAUCCACCAAAGGAUAAUGGAGGGUCAGACAUCUCCGUGUAUAUUCUAGAAAUUUCAGAAGCAUCAGUUGGGAGUAAAUGGGAAGUAGCAUGUAGUGGUUCCAUGAGAGAACAUGUAUGCACUCAGCUCAGCCCUGGUACGUCAUACAGACUAAGGGUCUUCUGCAUUGGUAGAGGUGGCCAAAGCCAGGCCUCUGAUAUACUCAUUGUUCAGACACCGGCUGUUCCUCCUGGGCCAUGUAAUUCUCCAUAUCUGGCUGCAAGACCCAAGACCAAGGAACUCAGUCUUAUUUGGGAUCCCCCUGCCAUGGAUGGGGGUUCAGAGAUAACAGAGUACAUUCUGGAAAUAGCAGAAGGUGACAGAGAUGAACGGAGGCAAAUAUACCGGGGCGAGAUGCCAGAAUGCACAGUGAAUGGUCUCAUUCCUGGGAGGACAUACUGUUUCUGGACACAAGCAGCCAACAAAGCUGGGCUUGGUCCUUCCUCAGAAAAGGCAGAGCUUUCUACAGCUCCAGGGCCCCCAGAACCAUGUCGCGCCCCUGUGCUAACUUGUAAGACAGCUACUUGCGUAGUAGCCACAUGGGAGAUUCCAGCAGGCAAUGGUGCAGAUGUUACUGAAUACAAAUUAGAAUGGGGCCAAGUAGAAGGAUUCAUGCAGAUAAUAUACAGUGGCCCUCUUCUGACCUAUGAAGUGAGAGGGCUUUCACCUGCAACUACAUAUUAUUGCAGAGUUCAGGCCGUGAAUAUAGCUGGUGCUGGAUUGUUUGGGGAAACUAGCAUGGUCACAACCCCGGCUUCCGUGCCAGCUGCAGUGACAGUAUUGCACUUGCUCAAAGAAGACCAGAUGGAAGCCCGCCUUCCUCUCUCAAAGUGCCUUGCUCUUCAGUGGGAGGAGCCCAAUUGCCAUGGGGCAGAGAUCCUUGGCUACAAUAUAGAGUAUGGGGAAAGACAAGUCUCAACUGUCAACAAAGUUACAAGCCAUGUUCUGGAGAACCUGCAACCUGACACUUUAUACAGAAUCCGAAUCCAAGCCUUUAACAAUCUCGGAACUGGUCCCUUCAGCCCCCACAUUAAAGCAAAAACAAAGCCUUUACCUCCGCAACCCCCACAAAUGGAAUGCGCGGUCUUUAGUUACCAGAGCCUUAAGCUAAAAUGGGGUGACGGCCCUGGCAGAGCUGUAGCCACCAGUACAACACAUUUCAACCUCGAGAUGGAAGUUAAAGCUGGCAGAUUCGUUACUAUCUACAGUGGACCUUGUCACACGUACAAAGUGCAGCGGCUUAGCGAAUCCACUAAAUAUUACUUUAGAAUCCAAGCAUGCAACGAUGCUGGUAAUGGAGAAUUUUCUAAAGUUUACGCGUUCACCACAACCAAAUCUACACCACCUGCUCUGAAAGCACCCAAAGUGCAACAAGUGGGAGAUAACGCCUGUGAGGUCACAUGGGAGACUUUACAGCCAAUGAAACGUGAUGCCAUUGUUUACAUUUUACAACUUGCCUGUGGGAGGGAAGUUGAUCAGGUAUACAAGGGACCAGAGACUUCAUUCCGUGUUACCAACAUUCAGAAUAACUGUGAAUACCGGUUCAGGGUGUGUGCUGGACGCCAGCAUAAUGACGGCACUGGAUCCCAGGAACUCUUUGGACCAUAUAGUCCUUACGCAGUGUUCUCAUCUCAGAAACAGGCGUCAGCAGCACCAAACACAGAUGCCGGCCCCGACCUCACGAAACGCAAGAAGGCGCUCAGCGAUGAACAGUUUGCCUUCCUGCUUCUCGUCAUCUUUGCAAUAGUUGCCAUUUUAUUUGCUGUUCUCAUUCAGUACUUUGUGAUCGUAAGCGAGUGAGCUUGCGGAUCGACUUCAAUACUCGGCUUGUUAUUUUUCAUACAGAAGUUUUAUGCCUUGGGUAUUUAUGUAAAUUCCAACUAAAAUGCUAACUGGGAAUGAUUGUAUAAGACCCAUGUUUCCAUUUUUGCUGCUGGACUUUUAACAGCGAGGCUGGGUAGAUAGAACUUCUCCCCCUCCCACCCCCUCCACCACAAACUCUUCCUUCCCAGGGGUGGUGGGGUAAGAAGAAAUGAGCAGAAGAAAAUCCCUAUUACCACAUAGUUAUGCAUCUUCUAAUCAGGGUUAGCUGUUGAAAACAGCAAAAUAAAUAAAUAAAGCAAGCAAGCUGCCUUAAUAUGCACUUGUGAUUCUCAGAGAGCUGGAAAAUUCUCACAGUAAGAUUUUUAUUCAAAGCCAAGAAAGGAUUGGUGUGGUGGGGGGAGCUCAGCCUCUUCAGCCCAAGUCUCUGCACAUGGGAGAUAUACAGCAGCAAAGAUGGUUCGGCUUAGAACAGUACUGUAUUAAAGAACAUUGCUAGAGCAUACCACAACAGAUAUAUACUGUAGACUGAAACGAAACCAAAAUCUUAGCAACUUCUACUUUAGUGAUACUUUUAUUUUUCUGAUCAUUUUAAUCUUUGGGAUUUUAAUAGUUAGAUUUAUCACUUCAAGAGCCAAGGGUCAUAGAAGGUGUCUGCAUUCUUAGGAGGUUUUUUUUAUCAAAAGCACCUCAAGGCACCAAGAUUCACCUAAGUACAGAAGGAUUUGCAUUGGUAUGUAACGUGGCAAAAUACUCCCCCUUCUAUACUGUAACAUUUCUGAAUGAAAUGCUUUCUCUCUCGUUGGUAAGCAACUUGUAGGCCCAACCAGAGUUCACUCUCUGAGAGAACAGUAACGCCCUGUGCUUCUGAUUGAACACCACUGCGGCGUGUUUUUUUUCAGAGGAAAAGCACAGAAUUUUUUUGUCUUUAAUGAGAACAAAAAGUGCAUUUAUGAUAAAUGUUCCACUAUUUGGCUCAAACUGAGCAAAUGCUUUUUGUACUAUUCUUAACAUAAAUUUUUUAAAAAAAGAUUCAAACUGUGGUCGGUUCUUUUCACUUUUUUAAGUUCUUGGGAUUCUCUCCAAUGUAAUCCAACUGAUCAAGUCACAUGUGAAAAUGAACCUUGCUUUUAAAAAAGUUUUAAAUUUUUUAAAGGGAAUUGCUGUCUCCUUGGUAGCAGUUUCAUAUUCCAUUGUUUUUGUGGUUCCAAAGUCUUUUCAGUUAUGUGAUGAAAUCUUCAGUGGCAGGUCUGGCUUUGGGUGGAAUAGUGUUGUUGUUGUUUUGUUUUGGGGGGACAGGGGGGUGAAUAUCAUGCACUACAUAAGACUGUUCUUUGUCAAGCCUCUGCAGCAGGUACCUGUGAAGUAUAAGUAAUUAAAUGUUGUCUUUACGUUCACGCUCCUUCGAAAGCUGGAAUCAACCUAUUUCAUUUUGGACAAAUAAAUCCAAGUUCAAACUAAUAAGUUUGUUCCGUUUAACUAAUAAGAGAAACCUAACAGUUAUACUUUAUGAAACAUCAGAGCAUUUGCACUUGUACGUGGGACAGUGGAUGUAAUGUGUAAGUCAGUUUAGCUUGAGAUGCCUCUGUUUCAGACAACAGAACAUCAUAAAAGUGUUUCUCAACUGGCUGUUAGUUCAUAAUGGUAACUUAAGAUUUGUGGCAUUGCGUAUGCAUUUCACACCUGGGUGGACACACACAGACACACAUAUCACUUAACUAUCUUAAAAGUAGAUAUAUGGUGCAAUCUGAAAUUAAUCUUUUUCAAAAAAAAAUGUACUCUCCUUUUUGUGAUCUAUUUAUUUUGAUUUUUUAAAAAAAUUCUGGAAACUAUGUUUGAAUGUAUUGUGCUACUUGUAGAAGAACUUUUAAGUUUAUCAUAUAUUGUAAUGGAAGCCUCUCUUCAAUGUUCGAAAGAGUUUUAUACAAAUGUUAGUGUCUUUUAGUUCACAGGAACGUUUACAACCUGAUUUUCUUUCAUACUUCACUUUUUAUAUAAAACAAUAGAUUGUCAGCAGAUUUCUGUUGCCAAAGGGUGUGUUUUUGCUGAACUCUCUGACAAAAAUGAUUGGGAGGGAAUACAGAGUCUUAUUUAAUUGGCAAUAGUAUGUCAGAUACAAUUUUUUUAAAAAAAAUUAGGUUUUUUUGAAUAAAUACUAACCAAAAUUAUGACUUCCUGGAAAGUUAAAAGUUUAAUUUGUAUUUGUAUUUGCCACCAAAUGUUUAUAUGUCCAGAUGAUUUACUGGAGAACAUAAUGGUAGAAUUUUAUAUUUACGACUAUACAUUCCAGGCUGAUGUACUCUAGUGGCAUUAAUGUAUUAGAUCCCCUUUUCUCUUGUAUUUUUAUUUUUAUUUUUUUUUUGCUGUAUUUCAUACUUAUGUUAAACCUGCCAGGCAUCGUAUUACUAAAUUGUAACUAUCAAAUAGAUAAUAUAUUUAAUAUGGCCAAUAAAGAUACAAUUUUUUUCCCA
Messenger RNA from Podarcis raffonei (Aeolian wall lizard), 6296 nucleotides. It is a transcript of the gene FNDC3A, whose product is annotated as fibronectin type III domain containing 3A. The transcript is spliced from 27 exons. The record is from RefSeq and is a predicted model, not a curated record. Gene Ontology annotation, molecular function: protein binding. Lineage: Eukaryota; Metazoa; Chordata; Lepidosauria; Squamata; Lacertidae. The coding region runs from base 223 to 3804 and encodes 1193 amino acids.